AUGUCAACGUCUUCAGGAUCUGAGCCAAAGGUAUCCCAGGGACUGACAGUCUCAGGGGCCUCCACAAGCAAGAAUAAGGCUUGGCGCUCCCUUUUUGGAGCCUCCAAAGUCAUCACUCCAGAGGCUCAUGUAGCAGCCUUGCAGCAUGCCAUUGAAACAGCCCUGGCACCGACGACCAGUAACAUGGCAAUGGACUCUCAGCAUGCUGCUUAUAUACGGGGCCUGUGUGACCCCGAAAAAACCUCGAAAGCAGUGUCUCAGCUACAGGAGUUUGGACAUGUGGCAGCAAUCCUCAAUGAUCUGCCUGUCCAAAUAGCUGAGGGGAUCUUGACUCUGUCACAGACUGAAGCCAUUCUGCAAGCUGGCCGUAAGAAAUAUUUUGACUGGGUCAAUACUCAGAUGCCAGACACCCUGUCUUCCGAAGCUCAGACGCUUUUUCGGCAGGGAGAAAUUGCCAAAGGGCUAACUUGUCUAGGUUCCAACACUGAGGUCAUGACUAAUAUCGUGAACCUCAUCCCUAACCCAAACAAUAUUAAAAAACCUUUGUACUACAUCUCUACAAUUGAUCGAGUGGAACAGGCAAUAGGCUUAUUCUAUGCAGCUGACACGUUCACUCAGGCCAAGUCUCCCUCUACAAGCAGUAUAGCAAAUGAUUGGCAUAGCCUGCCAAAAACUGGACAUUCAUACAUUGCAGCAGUGUUGAACCGAGGGUUGGUUUUUGAGAGAAGCUUCACACCCUUGCCUUCUGAGGUGGCCAGUUUGGUGGAGCAUAUUGGUCAAGAAGGCACGAACUUCGUCGGGGACGAAGUUCGCGAGGUACGAAGCUCGGGACGUCGGGUUGAACGAAGUUCUGCGUUGACGAAGUUAGGGAAGGACGAAGUACUUAAGGGCCGAAGUUCCCAGAGAUCUUUGACGAUCUCUGGUUGUUGUCUUAGUGAUAGAAUGAUUUCUUUACUUGGAGAACGCAUCCACCAAGAGGUGGGUGUGGAACUCUUGAAAACCAGUCAAGAAUUUUCAGAUUAUGAAAAGAUGACAAGUGGUGCUGCCCCACAGAAGCAGCCAUCACAAGCUUUGACUUCAGCAUCAGUGGUAUCUCAUAGCAGACAGACAAGCAUCACAUCUUUCAUGGAGCAACUCAAGACUGUCAACGCCACCGUUAGAGCUGAGGGCAAGAGCAAAAAGAGGCAGAAGGAAAAUACCAACACCAGACCAGAACUCACCCGUGAUCUGCAGCGCCACAUUGAACUGUUGGCAUCUUGGAACUGCACAAGUGGAUGGGAGGAAGGUACAGAUCAAAGCAAGAAGGCUUUGAGUAGGUCCAAACAAACCGACAUGUACCCUAAACCCGCUCAAUCAACAGGGUUUGAGGUUUGGAGGGGCAAUGAAACAUAUGAGGAGAGUAUGCUCGAAGGGUCCCGAAGUGUUGUGAGGAGUAGUAUAGAUAGUUUACAGAUCGCUGAACUUCUUCAGCGAUCCUUGAUUGUUUUAGCGGAGGUUUGUCGACCGUUGGUCAGUAGAAGAGAAGAAAAGACGUUUGUGGCAGCUGAGGUGGCCGGAGCAGCAGAAGGACAACGACUUCAGGUGCCGUGGGCCGGAGGAGAAGGCGCCACGGGAGAGGACGGACGAGAGGCCGAAUGGCGGCGGCAGGACGACACAGGAGCAGGCGGGGGACGCGAUGGGCCGGCCACAGGAGCGAAGGGCGACGGCGAGGGCGGUGAUGAGCGGGAGGCCGGCAAAGUAUGGCGAACCGACCGGAGAGACAAAGGUGGUACCUGCGAACGGGGGACAGACGUUGGAGUCUGGGGAGGGGGGAAAGGCAAAGAGACGGAGGGACGGGGCAGGAUGUCCCGAGCAGCGGAGACGGGACAGAAGGGGCAGGGACCAGAUGUGCAUGAAGCACAACGGAGAGCCUUGUUGUGGCCAGUUUGGGCGAUUAUCCGUGAUAAUCUCACGUCUACUACUCAGCAAGGAGAACUUUGGCGUAGUAUGAAUAGGUGGACUCACCGGCAACGAUCGCACGCUUCAUCAACACCAACCGCGACCCAACGUCCAGGCUCAGACUCCAUCUUCUCCCACAAGUACUCUUCCUCCCGCAAUGACCUCUUCACCCGUUUGGGCGAAGGCUCCCCUCGGGGAGAAGGGAGGGGAGCAGGAGGAGCGGCGGCAGCAGGGCGGCGGGCAACAGCAGCAGCGGCGGCGGCGGGGGGGAAAACCCCGGAAGAAGAAGAAGAAGAAGAAGAAGAAGAAGAAGAAGAAGAAGAAGAAGAAGAAGAAGAAGAGGAAGAGGAGGAGAGAGAACGAGGUCGUUUCUGGCCCACGAUCUGGGCGGGGGGAGGAACGGGAACGGCUACGGGACGAAAGGCAGGCGUCCUACGGCAAGGGGUGGAGGCAGGCGUCCUACGGCAAGGGGUGGAGGCAGGGGGGCUCCCUCUGGGAGGACCAGGCGCGGGGGAGGGAGAACCAGACGCGGAGGAGGGAGAACCGGCGGGAGGAGAAGCAGAGCAAGGAGGCGAGGCUGCGCCAGACGGUUCCCCCAGAGAAAGAGUGCCGAGGCCAAGAGAGGAGACUUGGCGAGAUUUAUCACUGAAGGAAACUGAACAUCAGUCAAGUUCGGCGAGGUGA
This is a messenger RNA of Tremella mesenterica DSM 1558, 2622 nucleotides long. RefSeq lists its product as uncharacterized. NCBI's taxonomy places the organism in Eukaryota, Fungi, Basidiomycota, Tremellomycetes, Tremellales, Tremellaceae. The record is from RefSeq and is a predicted model, not a curated record. Bases 1 to 2622 code for a protein of 873 amino acids. The transcript is spliced from 9 exons.